This is a messenger RNA of Drosophila grimshawi, 3095 nucleotides long. RefSeq names its product transmembrane protein 198. The transcript is spliced from 4 exons. The record is from RefSeq and is a predicted model, not a curated record. Gene Ontology annotation, cellular component: plasma membrane. Bases 474 to 1763 code for a protein of 429 amino acids. NCBI's taxonomy places the organism in Eukaryota, Metazoa, Arthropoda, Insecta, Diptera, Drosophilidae.
GCUUCUGCCACACGCGGUUUUGUUGUACCACAAGUAAAUUUGUCUUGGCCCCGAUUGUAACGUCCAACUCCAACUCCAUAUUACAAAUAAGUGUACACAAUAAAAUGCGAGUGCGAAUGCAUUAAAAAAUAAAAAGAAAAAAAUAAGAUAAAGUGAAACAAAGAAAAGCCCUGCCAAAAGUCAAAAGCCAAAAGCCAAGAAAUCAACGUCCAACUGGAAAGAGCCCACUUCGCACAGACAGUGAAGGAUUGUCUGCUGGACAUGCUGGUGCUGCCAACUGUGCUUGAGACCAACUCCGCCCUAUUUUGAGCUGCAACUUUGACAUACAAAUCGCUGCUACUGCUGCUGCUGCUGCUGUUUCUGCUCUGCCGCCUGGCCAUGGGUCGCAGCCCGAUAUCUUGCCCCUGAUCCCACGAUCGAAUUAACAAAAGAAAAAACUAGCUAAAAGCGAAAAUAGUGCAGUGUAGAGCACAAUGAGUGGAGCGGGAAAUGGCAGUGACGCCAGAGACGUUGUGGCUGCAGCGGGAGGUGGAGCUGGUGGCGUUGCCGGAAAAAUUGGAAUUGGAAUUGGAAUUCGAGUUGGAGUUGGAGCUGGAGCUGGAGGCAUGGAAAGCAGUGCACUACAUUCGCUGGAUAACUAUGAUGUGGCCUAUGAUGGCCAGGAGCAUGAUGACACCAAAAGCGUCUCUCAUCUCGAUUGGCCAUUUUUAAUUAAGGGCAUCCUGGAGAGCAGCCAGACAUGUUCACCCACAAGCCCAGACACGCUGGCCGCACUCCUCUGGGCCAUCAUGGCCGUGUUUGGUAUUGUUUACGCUCUGCUGGGCUAUCGCUGCCUGCGCGCUGUUGGCUUCCUUAGCGGACUGAUGGUGGGCGCCAAUGCCAUAUUCAUUUUACAGGACUUUCAGAUAACGUGGCUGGGCAAGCCGGCCGACUCGGCUCUGGCCAUAGUUGCCGGACUGCUCGGCGCCGUUCUCGGCUCCACAUAUCCAGUGGCCUCUGUGCUGAUCAGCGCUUUUGCCGGUGCUCUCCUCUCGGGCGCUGCAAUGGCCGUCUGUGUGGCCACCAUGCCGGACAACGAGUUUGGGUAUCGCGAGAUUUAUGUGGCUAUUGUAGGUGGCGCCGUCAUUUGCUCAGUGCUGACGCUGUGCUGUGUCAAAUAUGUGACCAUAUUGACAUCCAGCAUUGUGGGCACAGCGAUGAUAAUUGGGUCCAUUGAUUUUUUCAUGCAUAGCUUGGAGACGAUUAACUGGAUACUCAAUAUGAAGCCGCAUCCAUCGCCACCGCCCUGCUAUGGCGGACUGCUAAUCACUGCCUGGCCGGUGACCAUUGUGAUUAGCAUUAUGGUGCAGUGUUUCAUCACAGCUUGGCGCGUGGAUCAUCGCAAACGCAUCUAUAUGCGACACCAUCAGCAACAUCCCCAUGGACCGCAUAUAGCGCACGGCCAGCAGCCGGCACCAGGCAAUCCCCAUGUGCCCAUGCGGCGGGCACAGUCGCGCACCCGGGAGACACGCGAGGAGGCACGCCAGCGCAAAUUCCGCUAUCUGUAUCAGGUUCGCACGGCACGCGGUGACAUCAUAUCGCAGAACUUUGUCUCGGCACUGCAGAAGCGCAUUCAAUUGAGCGGCACGGAGACACCGUCGGAACGUUCAAUCAAGACGAGCUCCAAUGAGCGCAACACUUUCCGCAGCGAUCGCACCCACUUCACCACCAUCCACGAUCCGGAGCUGUGCGACAAGAUCGAAAUCGUACGCGACAUUGGAUAACAAACAAGCAAUAGCUACAUGUAACUAUAUCCGUAAGGGGGAAACAGCGAGCGAGUGCGUUUAGAUACAGGUCAGAGGACACAGGUCGGGGGCAACUAAACGAGCAGAGAUGGACACAUACGGAUUUAGUAGAGCAUGUAGCUAAUGGGUUUUAAGCAGCGACACGCACAGUAAAAACAGCUGCAAGCAAACAGACACAAAAAUCUUGCGAACGUGGUAAAGAUAAAAGAUGCCAACUUGGCAGAUGAACAAUGAACAAUGAAUAAUGAAUAAUGAAUGAUGAUGACGAAGAAGAAGCUUUAACUUGAUAACUACAGAAUACGGUUUAGAAAAGAUAGAUGGAGAGUAACAAUUGUCGGCUGAUUUCGCGGAAAGGUCUUAAAUGUAAUGCUGAUAUUUCAAAAAUAUCUAGACUAAAUCACAUAAAAAUCAACCGCGAAUAAGCUGGAUAGAAAACAAAAAGCCAAAACGCACAUUUCAAAUGGAGAUAUGGGAAUAUAGUGAACAAUAUACGAUAUAUGUAUGAGAGUUGGGCUGAAAAGUAUGAGAUCUAGACGAGAAGCGAUAGCCCCUGAAGUAAAUGCAUUUGGGGGAUUUGUUUUCUCAUUUUUACUAAGAUCGAUUACGUUUCAGCCCAACAUCUAAUAAGUAUAUGCAUUCCUAGCACUUUAAGAGCAUAUUCAACGUAGAUAUUUAAUUUAAAGGUAUUAUCAUAUAAAAAAUAAUAAACAAGAAACUCAUGUUCAAGUCUCGCUUAAAACAAAAAAAAACAAAACUAAAAUGUUACUAACAGGUAUAUAUAGACGAGUCAAAUAUAGCCGUGUUUCAUAAGUUAGAUUGACUUGCGUUCUUAUUAGAAAGUAAGAAAGUACACAGAAAAUUCGUGAUCGUAACGUAUAUCGCAGAGUGAUGAGAUAGGCCAGUUGGAAUAAAGCAUUGUUUCUCUUAAAUUUAAUAUAUACGAAAGGAUAUAUAUUAAAUCAUAUCUAAGUUUUGCGUAUUCCUCGUGUGCUCUCUGUAAACUGGAACUAAAACUAUAUUAUCUAAUACAAGCGCUUAAAACAUAAUCAAUAAUUGAGGCGCAACAAAAAAACAGAAGAACAUUUUACUACUGAUUUUGUAUCUGUGUUAUAAUUCUACGAGUUCAGCAUGUAUUUACCAAUUACAUUUACACGCAUAUACUUGAGCUAUAUAUCCACUUAUGUAUGUAUGUAUAUCAUUAUUCAAGCAUAGAAUUGCUCCCGAGCAAUGUUUAGAGAACUUAUUCAAUUUGUGAAUCGCUCUAAGAAUACCUAAAUAUAUAAGUACAUAGCAUGUACUAGUUACAACUGA